Messenger RNA from Eublepharis macularius, 1058 nucleotides. RefSeq names its product enoyl-CoA hydratase domain containing 3 (gene ECHDC3). Lineage: Eukaryota; Metazoa; Chordata; Lepidosauria; Squamata; Eublepharidae. Gene Ontology annotation, cellular component: mitochondrion. Gene Ontology annotation, molecular function: hydro-lyase activity. The coding region runs from base 57 to 962 and encodes 301 amino acids. The transcript has 5 exons. The record is from RefSeq and is a predicted model, not a curated record.
CAGCAGCGAGCCCCGCCGCCACCGCCGCCGCCUCCGGGCCCCGCGGAAGGGAAGCCAUGGCCGCGGCCGCCAGGCUGUGCCGCCUCCGGGGGAAGCUCUCCGGCCGCCCGGGCGCGCUGGCGCUCUGCAGCGGGGCGCGCCACGCCAGCGGAGGGCGGCGGGAGGCAGAGGCGAAGCCCAGCCGCGCCUGGCAAGCGGGCGGCAUCAGGAACGUCGUCUUGAGCAACCCUCAGCGAAGAAAUGCUCUCUCGCUCGCCAUGCUGAAGUCUCUCCGCGAGGACCUUCUGCGUGAUAUCGACAGCCCGGAUCUACGAGUCAUUAUCAUUUCAGGCGAAGGACCUGUUUUUUCCUCAGGACAUGACUUAAAGGAAUUAUCUCCUGAGACAGGCAAGAAAUAUCACCUGGAAGUCUUCGAGACCUGCGCUGAACUCAUGACCUUGCUUUCAAAGCUGCCGGUGCCUGUAAUCGCCAAGGUCAAUGGCCUCGCCACUGCCGCUGGCUGCCAGCUGGUGGCAAGCUGUGAUAUCGCUGUGGCAAGUGAGGAAUCCAGGUUUGCCACCCCCGGAGUAAACGUUGGUCUGUUCUGCUCAACGCCAGCUGUGCCUGUGGGGAGAUCUCUCCCUAGGAAGGUGGCCCUGGAGAUGCUGUUCACAGGAGAGCCCAUAACGGCUCGGGAGGCGCUUCUUCACGGACUCGUCAGCAGGGUGGUACCCGCAGAGAAGCUGGAAGACGAGACGCUGAGAAUUGCCCACAAAAUAUGCGAGAGCAGCCGGUCUGUUUUGGCUCUGGGGAAAGCCGCCUUUUACAAGCAGAUGGCUCAAGACGUUGACACGGCCUAUAGGACGACUUCAGGGGUCAUGGUGGACAAUCUUGCCCUGGAGGACGGACGAGAAGGGAUCGAAGCCUUCCUCUGUAAACGCAAGCCUGUCUGGUCACAGUCCGGACGCAAAGGAUCCCCGUGAGCUUCCUAUGGGACAAAUCACACUCGAAAGCCACAUCCAACAAUAAACAGGGUCUAGGGGGUCUCCCAAGCUGGUGCCUUCUGUAUGAAAUAUAUA